AUGGGCCACCAGGUCGAGGAUGAAAAAUCAAAAUCAGCUGAACAAAAGACUCGACAAGACAUUCCUCCAUGCCAGAAUCAACCCAGCUAUUCUAUCGGCGGUCUGGAAACCCCGCCCGACUCGUCGUCGCCCAAGUCCAAGAGGUCGAGUAGGCAACCGGCCAACGCUCCCAACCAGUCACCGACUGCGAAGGAGCCCCAAGACACUUAUUACGUCGGCCGACCGCAAGGUUUGUCAGACCAGGCCACAGAUAAAAAGCCAGAAUCGACUGGACAAGAUACUCCAUACAAGAAUCAACCCACCUAUUUUGUCGGCCGUCCGGAAUUCCUGCACGACUCGCCGUCGACCAAGUCCAAGAGGUCGAAUGACAAGCCGGCCUAUCCGUAUGUUGCUCCAGACAAGCCCGAGCAUCCGAGCAAGUACAAAAAGCCCGACGUUCCAGCGCCGCAGCAGCCUUGGGAGAAGGAUAGCGAGCAGUUAUACGUCGGCCAUCCGGCGGGGUGGAACGGGAACGCCGAGCCGUUUGGCAACGUCUACCACGUCAAAGACGGGCGGGUGGAAAAAAUGGAGCCUUACCGUCCUUCAGAUCCGAAGUCGAAGUCGAAGUCGAAGUCGAAGUGGUGGGCUCUUUGA
Pyricularia oryzae 70-15 is the source of this 633-nucleotide messenger RNA. RefSeq lists its product as uncharacterized. Bases 1 to 633 code for a protein of 210 amino acids. The transcript has a single exon. The record is from RefSeq and is a predicted model, not a curated record. NCBI's taxonomy places the organism in Eukaryota, Fungi, Ascomycota, Sordariomycetes, Magnaporthales, Pyriculariaceae.